Molecule: messenger RNA, 6566 nt
Organism: Loxodonta africana (African savanna elephant)
Lineage: Eukaryota; Metazoa; Chordata; Mammalia; Proboscidea; Elephantidae
Gene: PPM1H
Product: protein phosphatase, Mg2+/Mn2+ dependent 1H
Exons: 13
Coding region: 68-1771 (567 amino acids)
Biological process (GO): protein dephosphorylation
Molecular function (GO): protein serine/threonine phosphatase activity
Source: RefSeq, a predicted model, not a curated record
GCUGCGCCUCGCCCGGCCUCCGCCGCCGUCUCCUGCUCGCACCACUGCUGCCGGGCGCCGGAGUAAUAUGCUCACUCGAGUGAAAUCUGCCGUGGCCAAUUUCAUGGGCGGCAUCAUGGCUGGCAGCUCAGGCUCCGAGCACGGCGGUGGCGGCUGCGGAGGCUCGGACCUGCCCCUGCGCUUCCGCUACGGGCGGCCUGAGUUCCUGGGGCUGUCUCAGGACGAGGUGGAGUGCAGCGCCGACCACAUCGCCCGCCCCAUCCUCAUCCUCAAGGAGACCCGGCGGCUGCCCUGGGCCACUGGCUACGCAGAGGUUAUCAAUGCUGGAAAGAGCACACACAAUGAAGACCAAGCCAGCUGUGAGGUGCUCACUGUGAAGAAGAAAGCAGGAGCCAUUAUCUCAACCCCAAACAGGAACUCAUCUAAGAGACGGUCCUCCCUUCCCAACGGGGAAGGACUGCAACUAAAGGAGAACUCGGAAUCAGAAGGUGUGUCCUGCCACUACUGGUCGCUAUUUGAUGGUCACGCGGGAUCAGGGGCCGCCGUGGUCGCAUCCCGACUGCUGCAGCACCACAUCACGGAGCAGCUGCAGGACAUCGUGGAGAUCUUGAAGAACUCUGCCGUGCUCCCGCCGACCUGCCUGGGGGAGGAGCCGGAGAACACACCCGCCAACAGCCGGACUCUGACGCGGGCGGCCUCCCUCCGCGGAGGGGUGGGAGCCCCGGGCUCCCCCAGCACCCCACCCACCCGCUUCUUUACGGAGAAAAAGAUUCCACACGAGUGCCUAGUUAUCGGGGCCCUUGAAAGUGCAUUCAAGGAAAUGGACCUACAAAUAGAACAAGAGAGGAAUGCAUAUAAUAUAUCUGGUGGCUGCACAGCCCUCGUUGUGAUUUGCCUUUUGGGGAAGCUGUAUGUGGCCAAUGCUGGGGAUAGCAGGGCCAUAAUCAUCAGAAGUGGAGAAAUCAUCCCCAUGUCUUCGGAAUUCACCCCUGAAACUGAGCGCCAGCGACUUCAGUACCUGGCAUUCAUGCAACCUCACUUGCUGGGAAAUGAGUUCACACAUUUGGAGUUUCCAAGGAGAGUGCAGAGAAAGGAACUUGGAAAGAAGAUGCUCUACAGGGACUUCAAUAUGACGGGCUGGGCAUACAAAACCAUUGAGGAUGAUGACUUGAAGUUUCCCCUUAUAUAUGGAGAAGGCAAGAAGGCCCGAGUAAUGGCAACUAUUGGAGUGACCAGGGGACUUGGGGACCAUGACCUGAAGGUGCAUGACUCCAACAUCUACAUAAAACCAUUCCUGUCUUCAGCUCCAGAGGUCAUAUGUGGAUGGAUUUGUGUCUGGAUUCUCAGUUCUGUUCCAUUGGCCCAUGUAUCUGUUGUUGUACCAGUACCAGGCUGUUUUGACUACUGUGCCAGAUCUUCUGAGGUCAUAUGGUCUGUCACAUCUACAUCUAACUCAGCCUGUGAAGAAAGAGCCAGAGAUUUUAGAGCCGUAAGAGUCUAUGAUCUCUCCAAAUAUGAGCAUGGAGCAGAUGAUGUGCUGAUCCUGGCCACUGAUGGACUCUGGGAUGUUUUAUCAAAUGAAGAAGUGGCAGAAGCAAUCACUCAGUUUCUUCCUAACUGUGAUCCAGAUGACCCUCACAGGUUCUUGGGGAUCCCUCACUGUACUUACAUUGUUCAAGGGGAGAGUAUAGCAUUGGUACACACUGGCAGCUCAGGACCUGGUGAUGCGUGCCCGGGGCGUCCUGAAGGACAGAGGAUGGCGAAUAUCUAAUGACCGACUGGGCUCAGGGGACGACAUUUCUGUAUAUGUCAUUCCUUUAAUACAUGGAAACAAACUGUCAUGAAAACAGACCAGGAUAUUGGGAGGACUGAGGGGAAGAAAGCUGGGAAGCCUCUUGUGGGGCAGGAUUGGAAAGUACCCAGGUGGAGCUCCAGGUGAUGCGAUCUUUUCCCAGUCCAGAUAGGAUAGGUGAGGAGUUUGCUGCCAAAAGGCCUCUGGUUAUGCUUCCAGAUGACCCUUGGGUUUCAGUUUCCUCUUUAGUAACAGGUCUGGAUAAUCAACAAGAGCAAAACACAGAGGCUGCUACUGCGUGUUGUGUUUCUGUUGGUUCCUUUUAUAGGCCUCCUAGUAGGCCUUCUGCCUAUUUUGAACACAUACAACAUAUUUAUUUUAUCUAGAGUAGCUGGUGCAGCCAUUUUCAGGUGUAACUGGCAGAAGACUCUCCAGCUGGUCAAGCUGCUGACUUCUCUACGGGUUAAAAUUGCUGCAUUGGAAAGUUGGAGAUUUUGCCUCAGAAAGUACAAGCAUCCACCUUCUAGUAAGCGUGAGAUUUUAUUUCAGGGAACAUUUCUAUCUCCCUAUCUCUCUUUAUCUCCCUCUCUCUUUUUUCUGAUGAUGAUGGGUUGAGGCAGGAUUUUUCCUUUUUUGACAUUCCUUGAAUAUUUACUUUUUCCUUUCCGUAGAACAGGCCUGGGACUUUCCAGCUCCUUGCUGAGAAAUUUGUGUGUCAAAUUCCAACCCAGGCUGUCCCCAGAACCUCGGGCAGCCACCUGGAGCAGUGCCCUGCAUAACAGAGUACUGUCUUUGUUGUAUAACUGAAUUUGUCCCUGAGUUACAUUUUCUUACCAAAUUAGUGUGUUUUCAUAAAAAUAUGCGUGUUUCUCUGGACCAACAGUUCCUCUAUUGUCUUUAACAGCUCCCCUAGUUAUGGCUUGAGGUUUCCCUAUAAUAGUCUGGGUUUUCAUUUCUGGAGUGGUUGGGCUUCCCCCACCCGCUAUGUGGUGGGGCAUAUGUCAAGCAGUGUUUAAUAUAGCAGAGGUAUAGGAAGUUCCUACUGUCAGUUCGUUCUCCAUACUUCAUUUGAGAAUCAUUCCUCCGUUCUGAAUGCAGGUCUUAUGAGCCGUGACUGUCCCCAUGCCCACUCCAAACAAAGUGGAAGUAUCAAAAAAAUGCCACAAAGCAAUGCUUCUACUCUCGCCAUCAUCUUGGUGUAGGUCCUUCAAUAAAAGGGAAUUCGAAUUGGGUUGACUGAUCAUUCUCAUGCUAUACUUCCUUUCCUUCUGCAGGGCAUCAUGUCAUUGCUACCCAAGAACUGAAACCCCCAUUCUCACUGUAGCUCCACCUCCAAGUGGUCCUUACAAGUGAAGCAGCAGCAGCUGUAGAAACAGGGGACACCAUAUCUACCUGCUGUUUGUCUGCAAGGAGAAAUCAGAAAGUAAAUGUUUAGAAAUCACUUCUAUCUCUUGGGCAGACUGCUGCUCUGCUCUACAUUGGGGAACUUGUAGAGCAAUGUCCAGUUUCCAAGUUUUCUUCCUGCAGGCCUGCUAUGGUAUCGUCACCGUUUUGACAGUUUUGUGUACUUAAAACGUUCUUCCAACCCAAUAAGCGGUAAUUGAUCCCAAAAACUGCUGGAGAGCCGAUUCCGAUUCUCAUGUUUGUUUGAGUUGCUUCCCCAGAGAUGAAAGGAUAAGAGCCCUUCCUCAAAGGUACUAAAUCUCCUGUAUUCCUAAAAUUGUAGGUAUUUUCUUAAGAAAGGCCUGGAGACUUUCUACUCUGGAGUGAAUUCAUCCCACAGUAUGGAAAUGGUGGCCUGUCAGGCGUGUGAAGUGCUGUGGGGACCCACCCCGCCAGGUAUUUGCCAAAAUGUUGCCUGAGAAGAAUUUUGACUACUCUAUUGCCAGGAAUCUUUUUCAUCUGAUAACUUUCCCUCCUCCUUAAGCAAAUCUUAGCCACCUCAAUAUCUGUGGAGAGAAGUUUGUGGUAAACCAUUUGCUUCCCUGGCAGAAUAUGAUGCAAUGGGAAAAUACUCAGGCAUCCUACAGCAGUGUGGUCAACUUUCAGCUCCUUCCUGGACUUCCAAAGUCAUGUACAAACUGGAAACUUGAGAAGGUCUUCCGUGGAGGACCUGAGCCUUCUUCUUUGGGAAGCUGCAGUCACAAUCACCUCUUCCCCGUGUUCCCAUCGCCUUGCAUUUGUUUCCUUUCUUGGGCCUGUGUCUGGGCCCCACCUUAAGCUUCUCUAGUUCUAUUCAUGUCAGACUUUGUCCGACUCUGCUAGAGUCAGAGCUUUAGUGCAGAUACCACAUAGCUGUCAUGAUAGCCAUCUAACCACUGUGGCUGUUAACCAAAAGGUUGGGAGUUUGAAUCUAUCCAGUUCCUUGGAAACCCUGUGGGGCAGUUCUACCCUGUCCUGUAGGGUCGCAAAGAGUUGGAAUCUACCCAAUAGCCAGGGGUUUGUUUUUUAUGUUGUUGUUUGUUUGCAUGUUUAUAUUUUGAAGGCAUGCCUCAGACAAAACUCUGAAACUCCCUUAUUCAAUUGACCUUAAAACUUAAGCACUUCAUCCUACUGGGUUUGGUUAGAAAUGUAUUCAGGAAUUUUUCUCAUAAGCCAUAAGAAAAUAAGCACCCUUGGGUGGAAAGAUCUUAGUACCAUGCUCAAGCCAUGUUUCUGCUUGGGGCAUGGGAGGAAGAUUACAAAUGAGGCGAAUAGGUCAAAAAUGGAAAAAAUGAUUUGUGAAUGCCGCAGCAGACCUGUCCAACACUCAUAUUGCUCUAUAAAUUGAGCUCACUCUGUGUUGACUUUAUUUUUUACCGAGGCUCCAAGUCACCCAUCUCAGAGAAAUAACUGCAUCUACAUAACCAGUUGGCCCUUGGAGCAUUCCUGGAAAGAUCAAAAGACAACACACUCAAAAUUCUGCAAAAGAUAUUUGUAUGUGGUUCUGAAAUUUUGUGUAUCUGACUUGUAGCCAAAUCUGCUCACCCUAAUACCCCCAGAGAAAAUUGUGUUUAAUAGAAAGCUUUUGGUUUCCUAGUCAAGGCUGUAGAGUUGUCUUGGGGUGCGUGUGGUCACUUACUACCUCAAUGAAAGGCUGUUUCAGUUCUAAAUCUCUUUGUUGGUCUGGCCCUACCCUUCAGACUACUUGGUGUGACACUCCUCUCCUUAAAGUUCUACAACUAAAGCUUUGUUCUUGUAACAGCUGAAAUCUAGCAGUGUCAGCAGUCAGAGAUGUAGAGAGUAUGUUCUGCGGUGGUUUUGCAUACCUACCUGCUGUUUUGGGGGUGGGCAGGGAGAGAAGAAAGUGUAGCUAGGUCAAGUACUCAGCUGUCUAAUAUGACAAAGCCAAAAAAAAAUAAGAAUUUUACUUAUUUUCCACAGUAUUACUGCUUUGGAGGGCUUGGGAAUAUUUAAUUUUUAAAUUCCCAGCAACAUACCUCCAUGAAGCUGUGUGAAAUUAGAUUUGCCCACUCUUGUUCUUCCUCCCUUCUCUAAGCAUUCAUUUACUUCUUGGGGAGAAUUGCAGCCAUAGGUACAUAUUGUUGGGCAGGAAUGAGAGUCCCAGUACCCAGAUUUGGCCUCAGGUCUUGGCCGUUCAGGCAGGGUUUUGGUUGACCAAGAGCACUAGCAUGGAGAUGAUCUUGGACAAUCUCCAACAUCUUUAAAAAUUCUGAUUCUCUUCUUGAUUUCACCUCCCUCACCUCCUUUCGCAUCUGCCAAUCAACUUUCUUUCUAAGGCUACAGGUGGUCAGUGCUUUCCUUCUACCACAGAUUGAGGGUCUGACCUUUCCUUAAGUGAUCCAUGAGCUCCACUGUUUUCAAGGUGAAGAUGUUAAGCUUUUAUGAGAUUCUAUUUUCAUUAGGUUAGUGCUUCUAGGGACACUUGGAAAGAACAGUCUGAGAGUCAUUGUCUAUGCAAAGAACAGCUGGGCUGACCUCAAAAGUUACCAGAUCAAAGAAGAAAAUAAAACAGACUUUGGCCACAUGAUAGAUUAGCUUUAUGUUAGGAACUUGGAUUUUUGAGGAAUUGGAUUUUGGGGAUUGCAGAGAAAUGUUGCAGCUUCCAUGCCACAGCCCACCUCUCUGAGUGAAGUUUUGGUUUUAUGUGGGCAUUCCAGCAUAUGUGUGUACACCGGGAUUUUCCGAAGGACACUAGGUGAGCAACCAACUUUCCCCUUCUGUGAGCAUCAUGGCUCUGUGUCAGGUUUCAGUGCUGGUCUGAGGAGUACUGCUGUUUUCAAUCUACAAUGUUAUCUGUGUAAAUAGCUUUUUUUUUUUUUUCCCUAUACGUCUUAGAUGGAGUUGUGUUCAUGUAGCAACCAGGUAGAUGGUGACCAAAUGAGGCUGUAAAUGUGCCGUCGUUUUUACUGUGACGUACUUGAAGGAGGAGAGCCUUGUGUCCUCCGCUCUCCCAAUCUUCUAUUUUGUGUUUGGGGAGUCUUGGUGUUUUUUCACCCCUACGUUGCCUCCAUUUGCUUUGUUUCUUCUGGAGACCCAGGGAGGCCCACGGUGGAGACCAUUUUUACGGAAUGUACCAUGGUCUGGGUUUCCAAAAAUAUCCUACGUACAGUGAAUGAGAGAAUCUGCCUGAAAAUGGUUUCAGAACCACGUACUUUUAUGCGUUGUGCUUGUGAAACAUUGACUUUCGUAACCCAAAAAUGAAAACUGUUUAGUAAAGGGGAUCUAUUUUGUGUGUUUUGAGACUUAGGUGCAAUGUUCCAUGGAAAAAGUUGAAGAAAUGUAUAUGCUCAAUGACAUUUUAAAAUAAAAUAUUAUAUAUAUGUAUAUAGGA